This is a messenger RNA of Cucurbita maxima (winter squash), 671 nucleotides long. Its product is annotated as histidine-rich glycoprotein-like. The coding region runs from base 22 to 528 and encodes 168 amino acids. The transcript is spliced from 2 exons. The record is from RefSeq and is a predicted model, not a curated record. Lineage: Eukaryota; Viridiplantae; Streptophyta; Magnoliopsida; Cucurbitales; Cucurbitaceae.
GUAUUAACAAACAAGGCAUAAAUGGCUUACUCUAAAACCUUUCUCCUUCUCAGCCUCCUCCUCGCUCUUCUUUACGUCUCCUCUCAUGUCUCGGCUCGUUUACUUGAGGAAAAGAAAAGUGUUGUAAAGAGUGAUGACCAUGAUGAUGAUCACGACCACGGCCUUGGAUACCACUAUGAUGGCCAUGAUCAUGACCAUGAAGAUGAUCAUGACCACGACAAACAUGACCAUGAUGACCACGACGAUCAUGACCAUGAUGACCACGACGAUCAUGACCAUAAUGAUCAUGACAAGGAUGACCACGACGAUCAUGACCAUAAUGAUCAUGACAAGGAUGACCAUGACGAUCAUGACCACGAUGAUCAUGACCAUGAUCACGAUCACGACGCUGAUGUCAAUAGCUUGGAUGAUCACCAUGAACAGCACGACCAUGACCAUGAUCACGAUGAUGACGACCAUGACCACGACCAUGACCAUGAUCACGAUGAUGACGACCACGAUCACGACCAUGACGGCAUUAAAAAUUAGAGACCUAAAAUUAAUACCUUAGCAUGUUGGUAAUAGUAAAGGUAGCGUCACAUGAAAUAAAAUGUUUUUUUUUUUUUUUGAAGUUAAAUUAAAUAAAGCAGUUAGAGAUCAUAUGAUAUGCUAAAUUGUCUGGUUUGUUGUAA